Molecule: messenger RNA, 1143 nt
Organism: Coniophora puteana RWD-64-598 SS2
Lineage: Eukaryota; Fungi; Basidiomycota; Agaricomycetes; Boletales; Coniophoraceae
Exons: 4
Coding region: 1-1143 (380 amino acids)
Source: RefSeq, a predicted model, not a curated record
AUGGUGUACUCUGUUCCAAUCAUUAUUUUCCUUGAUGACGUCUCAGGUAAUAUAUCGAAGCAGUGGAAUAAACACCAUGCUGUCUAUAUGUCAAACGGCAACCUCCCCCGUGAAAUGCUGGAGAAAGAGUUCUGUAUCCGAUAUGUAUCAUCAUCUCCGCAUGCAAGCCCCAUGGAUCUGUUGCGAGGGGUGCGAGAAUCUGUCGAGGAAGCUGCACGGGACGGCAUUGAGGCAUAUGAUUGCUUGUAUGACAAGAGGGUGCUACUAGUGCCAUACAUUGUUUUCUUGGCUGGCGACAAUCCAAUGCAAGCCGAGGAGUGCAGCCAGUCAGGGCUAGCCAGCAACCAUUUUUGUCGGACUUGCACAGUUGGAGGCACGCAGGAGUUCAAGCACAGCGACGAGGGAUACAACAGCCUAUUUGAGACUGGCGAGCCAAGAAACAAACAAGCGACGGUAGAAUGUAUUGAGGAGCAGUUUGAUCUUGCUCUGAAAUCAGGGGCUGCUGACAAACUUCAGAAGAAUGUCCAGUCAAACGGCACGCGCGAUGCGACAACAACUGCUGUGCUAAAUGCUGUGGUUGAACUGGGGAAGAGUCUACGAAAACGCGGGAAGGGUUCUUCAAGAAUGACUGAGGCUAAGGUAACCGAGGUGCUACAAGACGAGCUCGAGCGAAACCUUCGUGGAUUUUCUAUCCGCGACUCCAUCAAUCCACUUCUGGGGAUACCGACAUUCGAUCCUCAUACCGACACACCAACGGAGGUCCUUCACACCGUCCUCCUUGGUGUCGUCAAGUACUUUUGGGGUCAAACGGCAUGGCUUCUCAACCGCGACCACCUUCUGGAACGAUUCCGCAGUCGCCUGGAUUCACUCUCAGCUGAUGGACUCAAUGCUCCGAAUCUCAGCGCAGACUACAUUUGCCGUUACCGGGGUGGUCUCAUUGGCAAACAUUUCAAGAGCUUAGCGCAAGUAAUGCCUUUUUUAAUUUAUGAUCUGGUGCCCAAGGCUGUCCUCGAUGCGUGGACGCUCAUCGGGGAGCUUGUUGUCUUGAUCUGGCAUACGAAGAUUGAUAAUACCAAAGUUUAUACAGUGAGCCUUAUUAAUUCAAAGUCAAUGUAUAUUCUCAGCUCACUUUUCGAUCUGUAG